AGCUGCAAAGCCAUAUAGAAGCCAAAGGGAAGGAACGCCACUAACCACUCAUUCCAAUCAAUCAUUUAACCGGAAGACUUUUGUUACUCCCAUCUUCUUCAUCUUCAUUAUAAACCAAUGGCCUCUGAGCUCCUUCUUCCACUUCUCACAGAGGGACAUAUAAUUCAUAAUUAAUUCAAUAUGAGUUUCCUCCACAAGCUUUGGGACGAAACCCUCGCUGGUCCCGCGCCGGAUUCCGGCCUCAGUCGCCUCCGCAAGUACAACUCCUUCUCCGCCUCCCGAUCUCCGCCUAUGCUAACCAACGACCGCGCCUCCAACAUUCCUCGUCGUAUCGAGAUCCCUAGCCCUACUCUCUCUCAGAACUCAUCCACCACCACCACUCCACCGCCCACUCCGCCGGAGACGCCGCGAGGGGACGAUAUGAAUAGACUGGCCAGGAGAAGAACCAUUGAUUAUCCUCGCCGUCGCCCUUUGGAAGGAUCUGACCCAACCAGCACCCCUUCUGUUUAUGAUUGGAUCGUUAUAACUGCUUUAGAUCGUUGAUGGAUAGAGAAGAGCAUUGGAAGAAGAAGAGAAUAACGUGUUCUCUUUUUCAUUUUUUACAAGGAAAUUGCCUUGGAUUUGGAUAUAUUUUCCGCUUGCAAGAAAUUCCCUUACAUAUGUAGUAAGUAAUAUUAGAACAUGCAAAGAGGAUGUACCCGAAAAGGGUUUUUUUUUCUCUUUUUUUUUUCUGUAAAUACUAAGCUUGCCUUUUCUCAUUUGUAUUUGGAUAUUUUCAUUAUAUAUAUAUAUAUAUCGAGAGAGAGAGAGAGAGAGAGAGAGAGCUCUAAUCCUA
This is a messenger RNA of Cucurbita moschata (crookneck pumpkin), 835 nucleotides long. Its product is annotated as dormancy-associated protein homolog 4-like. The transcript is spliced from 3 exons. The coding region runs from base 181 to 543 and encodes 120 amino acids. NCBI's taxonomy places the organism in Eukaryota, Viridiplantae, Streptophyta, Magnoliopsida, Cucurbitales, Cucurbitaceae. The record is from RefSeq and is a predicted model, not a curated record.